UUCUUUCGUUUUUACAUUUAGAGUUACAUAUACAUUAUUGCUGACACAAAUUUUUGUCAUUUUUAAACGCAGAUUACCCGCUUUUGGUCAGUGCAGGAGCACAAUCAUGCAAACAAUCAUGGCCUUUCUGAUGUCACCAAACUAAGGAGCCAGCUAAAAAGGAAAGCUGUAGAGACCGCAGAACCUCCUAGCCGUCUGCUUGCUCAGGCUUUGAGCAAUUCAACAACAUCCGUGCGCGAAAGCAUCGGUAGCCUCGAGACUAUUCGUCGUGACCUGCGCCAGCAAAGAAGUAAGGUGCGUCCGCCGGAACCCCAGACCACUGCUGAUAUUCAAUUACGAGAUACCUGGACAAUGACCGGAGGGCCGGAAAAGCAACCGUUUUUGAUCUAUGACAACGGGCCGGAGAGGCGAGACCGCAUGCUCGUUUUUGCAAGCCACGAACAGCUGCGGGCACUAUCAACAAGCCGAACCUGGUACAUGGAUGGAACAUUCUCGGUGUGCCCAAGACUGUUUAAACAGUUGUACGUUAUGAGGUGUACAGCUGGGGAGAGCACCGUGGCGUGCGUUUAUGCUCUGCUCCCAGGCAAAACCUUCUCCAUAUACGAAGAGCUUUUUCAAGCGAUUUUGGACACGUGUGAAGCGAACGGUUAUGCUCCAUACCCUGAGAUCAUCAUUAGCGACUAUGAGAUGGCCGCCAUAAGAGCGUCGAAAGCGGUCUUCGGAGAAGAUGUCACCACGAAAGGCUGCUUCUUUCACCUCUGCCAGAGUACCCACCGCAAGGUACGCGAGCUGGGCCUCAUCAGCAGGUACAAGACGGACGACAGGUUCAAGAAGAUGUGUGGAAUGCUAGACGGCCUCGCAUUCCUCCCUCCCGACCUUGUUCCAGUUGGGCUGGACUACAUCCGUGGUCAGGCUCCAACAGACCUCGAUGACCUCAUCGACUAUUUUGACGCGACG
Molecule: messenger RNA, 957 nt
Organism: Ixodes scapularis (black-legged tick)
Lineage: Eukaryota; Metazoa; Arthropoda; Arachnida; Ixodida; Ixodidae
Exons: 2
Source: RefSeq, a predicted model, not a curated record